This is a messenger RNA of Vigna unguiculata (cowpea), 1822 nucleotides long. Its product is annotated as putative UDP-rhamnose:rhamnosyltransferase 1 pseudogene. The record is from RefSeq and is a predicted model, not a curated record. Lineage: Eukaryota; Viridiplantae; Streptophyta; Magnoliopsida; Fabales; Fabaceae.
AGUGUUUCUUCCUUUUAUUUCCUUGGUGUACCUUUUACGCAGUGAGAAAAUAAUGUAGAAAAUGUGAUUCAACAUGGUAGUGUGAGAAGAACACAGAGGGCACAAAAUUUAAUGGUGAGGCAUGUGUGUGAAGGAAAUUCCUCAGAACAUCACAUUCACUGACAUUGUGAAAACAAUCUUGAAAAUGUACGAGAGUAUUUGAAAAAAGCAAUAAGAGCAUAUGCAGAAAGCAGACGAAUGAAAUGGCCGAGAAUACAAUUCAUGUGGUGAUGCUGCCAUGGUCUGCCUUUGGCCACUUGAUCCCAUUUUUCCAACUUUCCAUAGCCUUAGCCAAAGCUGGUGUUCAUGUCUCCUUCAUAUCAACGCCCAAAAACAUUGAGAGGCUUCCUAAACUUCCUUCAACUUUAACUCAUUUGAUUGAUCUGGUGCAACUUCCUUUGCCAUCAUUGGAUAAAGAGCUCUUGCCAGAAGGUGCUGAGGCCACAGUGGACGUUCCAUUUGAAAAAAUUCAGUACUUAAAGUUGGCAUAUGAUAAGCUUCAACAUGCUGUGAAGCAAUUUGUGGCCAAUCAGUUACCAGAUUGGAUAAUUUGUGACUUUUGUCCGCACUGGAUCACAGACAUUGCUCAAGAGCUUCAGGUGAAGUUAAUCUUCUUUUCCGCUUUCUCGGCUUUUACAAUAGCAUGCUUGGGACCACCAGGCACAAGAAAAGCUCCCAUUUCUCGACAUGAGGCAAGUGGUUUUUGUGCUAAUCACUACGAGGAAAAGGAAAAUGCUUCAGGGAUAGGGGACUUGGAAAGACUUGAAAAGGUAUUCAGUGCCUCCAAAGCUAUAAUAUUUCGUAGUUGCUAUGAGAUUGAAGGAGAAUAUUUGAAUGCAUUUCAGAAACUAGUUGGGAAGCCUGUGAUUCCCAUAGGUUUGUUACCUGUAGAGAGAGGAAAUGUUGAAGGGGUUAGGGGUGAGACUUUUGAGUGGCUUGAUAAACAAGCAAGCAGAUCAGUUUUAUUUGUAGGGUUUGGCAGUGAGUGCAAGCUGAGCAAGGAUCAAGUUUUUGAGAUAGCUCAUGGAGUUGAGGAUUCUGGAUUGCCAUUUUUAUGGGCACUCAGAAAACCAAGUUGGGCAAGCAAUGAUGAAGAUUCUUUACCUUUAGGUUUCAUUGAAAGGACAUGUGAGAGAGGAAUUGUUUGCAUGGGAUGGAUACCACAACAGCAAGUAUUGGCUCAUCCAUGCAUUGGGGGGUCUUUGUUUCACUCUGGCUGGGGUUCUGCCAUUGAAAGCUUGCAGUUUGGUCAUGCCCUAGUUGUGUUACCCUUCAUUGCAGAUCAACCUCUUAAUGCAAGGUUUUUGGUUGAAAAGGGUCUAGCCAUUGAAGUUAAACGAAGUGCAGAUGGUUCAUUCACCAGAAAUGACAUUGCCACAUCUAUUAAACAAGCUAUGGUAUUGGAGGAGGGGAAGAAUAUCAGAGUUAAUACCGGAGAAGCUGCUACAAUUGUAGGAAACGUGAAGCUGCACCAAGAUCAUUACAUUGCUGAAUUUGUUCAGUUUCUUAAGAAAUGAAUCCAGAAACAAAAUACAGAGCUGAACAGAAUCAUUAAGGCUUCUUGAGUUUAGGGUUUGACAGUUUGUUAACUACACAAUCCUAUCUUCUAAGGCUAUUUAUAAAAGCAAAAAAUAUGUAUUCUGAAUUCAACAAGCACUUUGUAGUUUUUAUGUAUUCCAAAAGUCAGAUUCCACAUGGCAUAGCUCACUCGUUUUCAGAUGGUUUAUAUAUCACUACUUCCUUAUAUCCUCAAAAUGAAUAAUAGAAGUUGUGUCUUAUGUCC